Messenger RNA from Hylaeus volcanicus, 885 nucleotides. RefSeq lists its product as uncharacterized. The record is from RefSeq and is a predicted model, not a curated record. NCBI's taxonomy places the organism in Eukaryota, Metazoa, Arthropoda, Insecta, Hymenoptera, Colletidae. The transcript is spliced from 2 exons. The coding region runs from base 1 to 885 and encodes 294 amino acids.
AUGAAGGGAUUCGUUAUACGUCAGCUGUCGCGACCCCAGGCGUCUCUUCUCCUCGUCCUGGUUCUCGUAGUUAACUGCUACGGCGAGAUCGAGAGACGCACCUCGAAGCAGAUGGUCGAGGAGUCGCCCGAGAACCUGGCCUCCAACCUCAGCAAAGAUUGUGGCAAGUCCUACAGUGCAACUUGCCUCAAGCUGGACGUGGUGUCUUUCCUGGAUAGACUGUCCGAGCAGGAGGACAUCAGCAUCCUUCCGGGCGUGUCCGUGAUCAAGGAAAACGGAACGGCCAACAUGCCUGCGGCGGAAGUGGUCGCUAAUUUAGCGAGGGACUUCCCCAAUGACGUGGAGAAGAGGCUUGACGCGUUCCUGGUGCACAAGGUCGGCAGCUACCUGAACAGCCACUCGAUAUCCAUCAAGCUCUUCGACCCUAGGACCUUCGAGGCUGCUAGGAACUUCAACGAGGAGACGCUCGCCCAAUUGGGCCUGGGAGGAUCGCAGACCGCUGGAACAGGGCGUAAGAAGGACAAGGGCAAUGGCGCCCUCAUGGCAGGUCUCAUGAUGAUGAAGGGCACCCUGGGAGCUGUUGGAUUCGGUGCUCUGGCUCUCCUAGCUGGAAAAGCCCUCAUGACGGGUCUCAUGGCUCUGAUGUUAUCCGCCAUCGUGGGACUCAAGUCCUUGGCGGGUGGCGGCGAGAAGAAGACCACGUACGAAAUCGUCAGCAAGCCUGUCUACUCUACCUCGCAUACCCAUAGCUCGGAGGAGCACCAUGGACACGGCUAUGGACACUCCGGAUACGGCAGAUCGCUGGACAGCAUCCAGGACACCGUUCACCAGGCGAUCCUGAAGUACGGGAACGCGCGGGAUCGUCGAUCGAUCUGGCUGAAAUAA